AUGUUCAACCUGGAUAGUGGCCAAGAGGGUCAGAUAUGCCAGGUUAAGGCCGUGGCCACCACCUUCUCUACUCCGCGAAACAGUCCCUCACGAUCGCCCCCGACGCUCGACUGGAGUCAUUUCUAUGGCGAGCGAGACAAUAGCUGGAGGCAGUUGUCCAGGGAGAGCUGCGACUUUGGGGUCAUGGUUUCAGCAACCGUGGAUGUAGUCGUAGCCUUCAACUCCCAAAGUCGCAAUCCAGAUAACCCUGCAACCCCAGAUGGAAGACACACCCACCGGAAUCCUCAGCUUCGUGCAGCGAGGCUGAACGUAUACAUCCUGACCGUAGUGUCCUCCUCCCGCCUUUGUGAAGGUCCCGCCCAAUCCCAAGCCCGCCUUAUCGUUCCGUCUUCAGCGAGCCGCCCUCAGCCAGUAAGCUUCAUAGCCCAGCGUAAUGCAGUAUGCUUCAGACCUGUUCCUCAAGCCUCGACCGUGAAUUUAAAAACCGUGACCAAAAAGAAACGCCUAAGCCCAAAGAUUCUGAAUGGCUCUGCCUGCCUCUACGACGAGUUUCGAACGGUGAAGGUGGGCGUUGUGUUGUGCAGAGAAAUGCAAAGUCCACUCAUGCUUUCGAAAACAUACGGCCGUUCACGAAUACAAUAUGUUCAAGGACGAAGGACGUUGCGGGCGACAGCGAGGACGAAUACCAAAAAUCAAGAGUGUGGAAGAAAUGAAACCGGAGUCGGAGAAAGAAGAUCUUCGAGGGAGUGGCUGAAGCGAAGCGUUUUGGAUGACAAACUUCCCAAAAGUUGGCUCCAUCAAACAGACUCUCAGCUCACUGCCCACUCGUUGCUUUUGGCGUCCGCUUUCCACCUCUUCGAUUACAAGAAAGCGUCAGGAAGUAGCUUGACCCUCCCUCCCGAAGACGGCUGCUGGCUGGGCGCCUUCCACCUCACGAAGAUCCGGAUCCCUGCUAAGGAUGAAGGGUUGACCGCGCACGUUUACCAACGACGCGACACCAGACACAUUCUCAAAUGGCCUGCCAAGCUUGCGUUCUAUCUGUGA
Messenger RNA from Coprinopsis cinerea okayama7#130, 1044 nucleotides. RefSeq lists its product as hypothetical. The record is from RefSeq and is a predicted model, not a curated record. NCBI's taxonomy places the organism in Eukaryota, Fungi, Basidiomycota, Agaricomycetes, Agaricales, Psathyrellaceae. The transcript is spliced from 10 exons. Bases 1 to 1044 code for a protein of 347 amino acids.